This is a messenger RNA of Cucurbita maxima (winter squash), 1026 nucleotides long. RefSeq names its product chlorophyll a-b binding protein CP29.1, chloroplastic-like. The coding region runs from base 61 to 924 and encodes 287 amino acids. Gene Ontology annotation, biological process: photosynthesis, light harvesting in photosystem I; response to light stimulus. The transcript is spliced from 2 exons. Lineage: Eukaryota; Viridiplantae; Streptophyta; Magnoliopsida; Cucurbitales; Cucurbitaceae. Gene Ontology annotation, cellular component: chloroplast thylakoid membrane; chloroplast envelope; plastoglobule. The record is from RefSeq and is a predicted model, not a curated record.
AAAUCCCUACUUCCAUCUCAUUCUCCUUCCUUAAUCCCCCGUUCUCGACUCGCCGUCGUAAUGGCCGCCACUUCCGCCGCCACCUCCUCCUUCAUCGGAACACGCCUCGCCGACGUGCGGUCAAGUUCCGGCCGAGUCCAAGCCCGAUUUUCAUUCGGCAAAAAGAAAAGCCCGGCGAAGAAAUCGCCUUCGUCAAAGCAGAUUCCCGACCGACCUCUAUGGUUCCCCGGAGCCAAGGCGCCGGAAUGGCUCGAUGGAAGCUUGGUCGGCGACUACGGAUUCGAUCCGUUUGGAUUGGGGAAACCAGCAGAGUAUCUGCAAUACGAUUUGGACUCGUUGGAUCAGAAUCUGGCGAAGAAUGUGGCUGGAGAUCUAAUAGGGACGAGAUUUGAGAACUCCGAAGUGAAAUCGACGCCGUUUCAACCGUACACGGAGGUUUUUGGGUUGCAGAGAUUUCGUGAGUGCGAGCUGAUCCAUGGAAGAUGGGCGAUGCUAGCAACCCUCGGCGCUCUCACCGUCGAAUGGCUCACCGGCGUCACUUGGCAAGACGCUGGAAAGGUAGAAUUGGUGGAAGGGUCAUCGUACCUCGGGCAGCCGCUUCCGUUCUCGCUCACGGCAUUGAUCUGGAUCGAAGUUCUGGUGAUCGGAUACAUCGAGUUUCAGAGGAACGCGGAGCUAGAGCCGGAGAAGAGAUUGUACCCUGGAGGGAAGUUUUUCGACCCGCUGGGGUUGGCGGAGGAUCCGGAGAAGAAAGCUGUUCUUCAACUGGCUGAGAUCAAACACGCUCGCCUCGCCAUGGUUGCCUUCCUUGGGUUCGCUGUUCAAGCUGCUGUGACAGGGAAAGGGCCGCUCAAUAACUGGGCGACCCAUCUCAGCGACCCCCUCCACACCACCAUCAUUGACAACUUCUCCUCCUCUUCCUAACCUCUUCUCUACUUCCUAAGCAAUUUCACCCAGUAGUUUCAAUGCCAUGAGUUUGUAACUAUUUUCAUUCCAAAUUCGUAUGUCAAAUUAUGUAUUCAUAAC